Messenger RNA from Physella acuta, 2178 nucleotides. RefSeq lists its product as uncharacterized. Lineage: Eukaryota; Metazoa; Mollusca; Gastropoda; Physidae. The record is from RefSeq and is a predicted model, not a curated record.
AGCUGCAAUUUUUUGAAGUUAGUCGAAACUCAGGAUGACAACAAUUCAAAAUUUCGCUCUCCAUUUCAUACUUGCCUAGAUCUAAGAUCUAAGUCUAGAAGAUCUAACUAAAUCGAUAUAGAAUCCAGAUCUAUAGGUCUAGACUAGCUUUUUAAAAACAAGAUUGGAGAAAUGAAUUCAAUUUUAGCAUUAAAUGAACUCAGAACCGCAAAGCAAAAAAAGCAACAAGAGAAAUUACAGUGUAAUGAGAUAAAGAAACAGUUAGAGUAUAUACAUGCUCUUAAAAAAGAAAAGGAAAUACUAAAUUCAAAACUACAAUUGCUAAUGGAAGGAAAUACUCUCGAAGAAAUAGAUGAAUCACUUGAAGUAAAAAGAUUUAAGAAGAGUAUUCGACUUUUCCAAGAAAAACUUUCUGCCUAUAGAAUAAUAGGUCCAUGUGGUCUUACAGUGAUUGAGGUUGAUGACAUCCAUUUGGUAGUUAGUUUUACAGCGAGGUGGAGAGACCUGACUGAGUCGUUUAUCCUUGAGAUAACUUAUGUUAAUGGUUUCAUUAAGAUUUCCAAUACAACUAUUCCCUACUUUCUUAAUAUACAAACUGUGCUUGAUAAUUGUGAGAUUAAAACAUUGGAUUAUUUUUUGGAUGAAAUUAGCUACCUCAUAAAUGCGUACAUUCAAAGGAAGGGAGAGGUCGAAUUUGUCAAGAAUGUGUUUAAAGACUUCCUCAAGACCUGUUCUACCAAUGAUGCUUUUACAUCAAUAGACUUGACUCUGUGUCAUAAAAAUAGAUUCAAUGGAAAUUCAGAAAUUAAAUUAUUCAUGAUCUACCCAUUGAUUAAUUCUCUACUACCAAGUACAGUUGAAAUUUCUACAAUUAACCUGAAUGUUUCAGCUGAAAAAAAAUUGGAACUCAAAAAAGUUCUUUUAGAACAACAACUGACCAAUGUGAUGCCCCUUCUUCAGACAACACUUACAUCAUUAUAAUAAAAAUAGACAAUGUAUUGUUUGUGGAGGCUGGAAUGUAUAUAUGUCAGAAAUUCUAAUGAUAGCUUAGUUGUUAAUUUGGCCUGCUGUUUCAGUGAAAUAAAAAUUAGUUGAAAUUAUGUCUUAAUCUAUAAUUGUUAACAAUCAUUUUGUAAAUAUGUAAAAUAAAAUAUUGAAUAAAGAUGUAGCAUACAGUUAAAAUAAAUGUAAUAUAAUGUGAUCUUAGCAUGCAAGCUGUGAGUUGUUUUUAAAAAAAAUCUGAAUGUUGAGGUUUCCAAGUGUCCAUUGCAGGCCUGUAUACUUGACCUGUGAAGAAGAGUGUAAUUUAAAAUGUGUCACUAUGUGAAUAAACAUGAACUGUGUCACUGUGAAUCACAUGUUGGAUAUGUUCAUUACUAUGUGAAAUAUUGAUGAGAUGCGUCAUCUAAAUCAUGCAUCUUAUUUAUAUAUGUCACUAUGUCAAUUUGAACUGUGUGUGCUUGUCACUUUGAACAACAUAAGGGCAAGACUGGAUAUAUACCCCAAUAUUACACUAGCCGCAGGUACCUGUUUACACAUGAGUUAUAAUGUUGUACAUGUUUGAGAAAAAUACGUCUACUUUAUAUGUAGAUUUAUAGAAUCUAGAUCUAAAUAAAAUUUGAAUGAAAUAGUUCAUUUCUUUAUAUUCUAAAAUCAGAAGAUGAUGACAUUAGUGUUGUGUUCUUUCCAUAGUAUAAACAUGUGGCAUCUCUUUUUCUUCUUCGUUCUUAAUCUUUAGUGUUGGGAGUGAUCGAGCCUUAUCUGCCAGAGGGUUUGAACUCGAGACUUUUUUUUGAAUUUAUCAACCAUGAGCUUUUGCCGACUCGACCAUGCUUCCAUCACAAUUAAGGAUUACGUGUCAACUGGUUAUGCCCAUUGAGGCCAUUGACUCCGAUUUCAGCCUGCUUUUCUUUUUGGAUUUGCUUCCAUAGCCUUUGUUCAACCAAGAACAAACUACAAGGCAGCAGUUGUUUGAUUUUGGAGUUGUCUCUCCUAGAAAAGUGGCUGUCCCCAGCUAACAAGGGUUUGAACUCGAGACUUUUCGGUUUAGCAACCAUGUGCUUUACCGACUCGACCACGCCGACCACAUGUGGCAUGUGACGUCAUUGUUUAUUUCGUUUUUGUCACAACUAUAAACACUUUUCCGGUUGCAUAAUAAAAAUUGUGUUUCUGUAUUCG